GCAGUCAUGUCAGCAGGUAACAAACCUCCACCAGCCUGACAGAACAGCAGUGGACAUGAGAGGAUACCGAGCCAUCAAAUACACUUUAUUCAUUUUCUGCUACUUCUUCUGGGUUGUGAGCGCCAUCCUCAUAGCGGUGGGGAUCUACGCCAAGAUCGCCAAAGAGAAAGAUGUGGUCGAUACCUUGACUUUGGAUCCAGCUCUGCUGUUGAUCAUCGUCGGCUCCGUGAUGUUCCUAAUCACGUUCCUGGGAUGUUUCGGGGCGAUCCGUAACGCCACCUGCCUUCUGAAGACGUUUCUGGCUAUCCUAGUGAUCAUCUUCCUGCUGCAGAUUGCAGCUGGAGUCGUGGGAUACCUCUUCACGGACAUGGUGAUGGAGAGAACAGAGAAGCUGAUGAUGAAGGCCAUUGUCCAGUACAGAGAGGACCAGGACCUGGAGAACGCUAUCGACUUUAUCCAGAAGAAGUUCCAGUGCUGUGGAGUCGAGAGCUACAAGGACUGGUCCCAUAAUGUAUACUUUGAGUGUUCAGACACCAACCCUAGUCUGGAGGCCUGUGGGGUUCCCUUCUCCUGCUGCCUUCACCUGCAGAACCAGACUGUGCUCAACACCAUGUGUGGUUAUGGCAUGCAGCAGCAGGAGGAGUCUUCGGCCAGCCAGGACGUCUUCACCAUCGGCUGCCUGGAGAAGAUCGUGUCGUGGGCGAAGAACAACCUGCUGCUGGUGGCUGGUCUGACCGGUGGCUUGCUGCUGCUCGAGGUCUGCAUGAUAUCUCUGGCUGCCGCUCAGAUCUCCUGGAUAAAGAAAGUCCAACGACGACAGGAAGAAAACGCAGCUGGGAGCAGGUCGGUCAGGAAGGACAGCUUCUGGUAUCCUGCUUUUGCAGACUUUGAUGAUGAGUGAAUCUGCUGCUGAGAGAUCUACAGAAGAUCAGAAACAGAUUUGAAUGUUGAUAAAAUAGAGUGACACUGUGAAUCUAUAGGUUUAGAUCUGGAUCUGAUGCUCAUAUGGUCAGUGAACAGGCUGAUGUCUUGUCCCUGGUUGAACUGCUACCUCAAGUAAAACCCUCUUCACAUUGUAUUUCUUUUAUACAUAAAAAAGUGAGUAAAUCUAAAAGACAGUUCUGUCACUGAUACAUGGCAUUAAUCCAUCUUUCUGCUGCACACUGGCUGCUUAGCCACUAUUUUGCAUUUGCAAUUCGUCACACUGAUUACAAGUUUUGAGCAUCAAUUAUUGCAAGUUUUUAAAAUAUAUUUAAUUUCAAUUUGAAGUUUUUCUGUUGCCAAGGGGUCAUGUUCUUGUUGUGUUUGUUGGGGAUGGUGGCUAUAAGCUGCAGAUAAGAAUCCACUGGAGAACCGAGACCCAUUUGUGCAGUUUCACAGCUGCAAACAAUAUUAUUCACUGCAUCUCUACUGAGGAAACCAGCCUGUGUUUGACAAAAAACACCUGAUGUCAUGACACGUCAUUAAACAUUUGUGAGUAUUCAUCUCUCAAAAUGUGUAUCGUCCCUCCUUACUGAAUAUUAAAUGUGUUUUCUACACUGAAUAUACGCAUGAAAAUGAAGUUUGUGCUAAAUGUUAAGAAGCAACUGUGAAUAAAUAUAUACAAAAUUUUAAA
Stegastes partitus (bicolor damselfish) is the source of this 1615-nucleotide messenger RNA. Its product is annotated as tetraspanin-33. NCBI's taxonomy places the organism in Eukaryota, Metazoa, Chordata, Actinopteri, Pomacentridae. Bases 56 to 901 code for a protein of 281 amino acids. The record is from RefSeq and is a predicted model, not a curated record. Gene Ontology annotation, cellular component: plasma membrane. The transcript is spliced from 8 exons.